UUGAUCCUCUCACCCAACCAGCUCUUCCACAGCUAAUUUCCUCUCAACUACUCAACGACCAUGUUGUAUUACGUUCUUUUGAUUUUAAACCAAUUGAAAUUGGCCUGGAACUUGUUGCUUAAAUAUUCUAUGUUCCCUAACGUUUACGACAAGCAGGAAUUCCCACAGCAGCACUUGCCAGGCGUUGCUGAUCAACAACUUGGUGUAGUUAGAUACAAUUGGAAGCAGCAAAAACAGAACUGCUUCGACGACGACGAUGAAGAAGAAGAAGUGGCUUGUGCUGUUUGCCUAUGCCGAAUAGAAGAAGAUGAUGAGAUGAGAGAGCUGAGAUGUAAUCACCUUUUUCAUAAGGUUUGCUUGGAUAGGUGGCUUGGUUACAGCCUUUCCAUGACUUGUCCCAUUUGCCGUACUUUCUUGAGUCCUGCUAAACUAGUCGCCGGUGUUGAAGUGCUGAUAUUUAACUAUUGCACUUUCAACUCCAACCACCACGACAACUGGUGGCUGCGCUAGCUUGAAACAUCAACUUCAACUAUCCGUUAGUGUUUUAGUUGGGGGAAUGCAAAUUAUUAGAUAUCUUUAAAAAUA
This is a messenger RNA of Durio zibethinus, 585 nucleotides long. RefSeq lists its product as uncharacterized. NCBI's taxonomy places the organism in Eukaryota, Viridiplantae, Streptophyta, Magnoliopsida, Malvales, Malvaceae. Gene Ontology annotation, molecular function: zinc ion binding; ubiquitin protein ligase activity. Gene Ontology annotation, biological process: protein ubiquitination. The record is from RefSeq and is a predicted model, not a curated record.